Molecule: messenger RNA, 1077 nt
Organism: Chaetura pelagica (chimney swift)
Lineage: Eukaryota; Metazoa; Chordata; Aves; Apodiformes; Apodidae
Gene: NUBPL
Product: nucleotide binding protein-like
Exons: 11
Coding region: 1-1077 (358 amino acids)
Biological process (GO): mitochondrial respiratory chain complex I assembly; iron-sulfur cluster assembly
Cellular component (GO): mitochondrion
Molecular function (GO): ATP-dependent FeS chaperone activity; 4 iron, 4 sulfur cluster binding; ATP binding
Source: RefSeq, a predicted model, not a curated record
AUGUAUCAGCUGGCAUCGGCCCGAUACAGAUCUCUGUGUUCUUUAAGCAAUGACCCAAGUGAUGAGAACACAAACCAAGGAGGGACAAAGCUCCUGGCCAACUAUUUUAUAGGCCAAGAUGAAAACUGUAAAGGCAUCGAGAAGCUGAAGGAAUUCCGUAGCGAAAAACCGAACAAGAUUCGGUGGGGACACGGACAAGACAACAGAACAAUCUCAAACAAAGCCUCCUCAAGCUCCCGGGAUGAGGCUCUAGGGGACAGACGUGCCCGGAUCCUGUCGCGCGGGCUGCCGAAGCAGAAGCCCAUAGAAGGAGUUAAGCAGGUGGUGGUCGUGGCUUCUGGAAAAGGGGGUGUUGGAAAAUCGACAACAGCAGUGAAUACAGCCCUCGCCCUGGCAGCAAAUGAUUCGACAAAAGAAGUUGGUUUACUUGAUGCAGACAUAUAUGGACCUUCAAUUCCAAAGAUGAUGAACUUAAAAGGAAACCCAGAACUAACACCAAAAAAUCUAAUGAGGCCUCUUAAGAACUAUGGAAUCUCAUGCAUGUCUAUGGGUUUCUUGAUAGAAGAGACUGCACCAGUUGUGUGGAGAGGGCUCAUGGUAAUGUCAGCUGUUGAGAAGCUGUUGAGACAGGUUGACUGGGGUCAACUGGACUAUUUAGUAAUUGACAUGCCACCUGGGACUGGAGAUGUACAGCUUUCAGUCUCACAGAAUAUUCCAAUUGCAGGAGCUGUGAUCGUCUCCACUCCACAAGAUGUGGCUUUAUUGGAUGCAUGCAAAGGAGCUGAAAUGUUUAGGAAAGUCCAUGUACCUGUUUUAGGACUGGUUCAAAAUAUGAGUGUUUUCCAGUGUCCCAAGUGUAAGCAUAAGACACACAUUUUUGGAGCUGAUGGUGUAAGAGAUCUAGCAAAAACCCUUGGACUGGAUAUUUUAGGUGACAUUCCACUGCAUGUUAAUAUACGGGAGACGUGUGAUUCAGGACAGCCUGUUGUGAUCUCGCAGCCUCAGAGUGAUGCUGCUAAAGCCUAUCUAAAGAUAGCUAUGGAAAUAGUAAGACGACUGCCAGUACCUCCUGUUUGA